Penicillium coprophilum is the source of this 1134-nucleotide messenger RNA. RefSeq lists its product as uncharacterized. Gene Ontology annotation, biological process: intracellular monoatomic cation homeostasis. Gene Ontology annotation, molecular function: ribosome binding. NCBI's taxonomy places the organism in Eukaryota, Fungi, Ascomycota, Eurotiomycetes, Eurotiales, Aspergillaceae. The transcript has a single exon. The record is from RefSeq and is a predicted model, not a curated record. Bases 1 to 1134 code for a protein of 377 amino acids. Gene Ontology annotation, cellular component: mitochondrial inner membrane.
AUGGCUGGCAUAACUCGGGGCCAACGAGUCCUCCAUACUCGAUUCCAGUCUUGGAAUCACUUGUAUUUCCACCCCCAAUCUCAACUGCCCAUUUGCGCGCAAUCCCAGCUCUUCUCAACCUCCGCUCCGAACCAGCAAUUUCGCCGAGCCUCCCCGUCACCACCCCCUACAACAACCGUCUCAAUUCCCUCCAAAACGGAAAUAAAUGCCCCAACCAGCACUCAUCCUGCCCCUCUCACAACCCCACCCCCCUUAAACCCCUCCGCAGGCGCAGCAGAUAAACUAAAACGUUACGUCGAAUUCGGCCGCGCAUAUGUGACUUUCUACAAGACGGGCUUGAAACAUGUCUAUCACAACUAUCGUGCCUCACUCCCUCUACGGAGAAAACUAGGCCUACCCGCCUAUAUACCUGUAUCACCGCCGCGGACAAGCACACACAACAACCGCGGCGCGCCAUCCAUAACACAAGAAUCCAAGCUCGGCCGCGCGCAGUUCCAGCUCGUCCGCCGCUCAGCUCGUGAUGUCCGCCGCAUGAUUCCCUUCACUUUAAUCCUGAUCGUCUGCGGCGAGUUCACACCCCUGAUCGUCCCGAUUUUCGGCUCUGCCAUUACGCCCGCGACGUGUCGUGUGCCCUCACAGGUGGAGAAGGAACGAGUUGCGGCUACAGUGCGCAAACUGGCGGCGCUGGAUGCGUUUGUGGCUGAGAAUAAAGAUCGGUCUGUGCAUUUGCUCAAAGCAGGCAGCGAGAAGCAGUUGGCCCUUCUUGCUAGGUCUUUUGCUGACCCUGUCUGGGUCGCCGGUGCGAGCUCCGCUGAUGUCUUGCGUGCCUGUGCUGUUUUUGGUCUGGUUAAACGUCAUGACAAGACUGCGGGCGAGUCGCUUGCUGGUUUGAUUUACCGGCCUCGGUUGGCGCGGUACGUCGAGUACCUGGCUAUUGACGAUGAAAUGAUUCGUGCUGGUAAAGGAGUUUCGGCCAUGAAUGCUACCGAGGUGCGGAUUGCGGUUGAGGAACGUGGUGGUCUAGACGUGUCUUCUGGUACUCAAGACCGGAGACGGGUGGAGGAAUUGGAGAGGCGCUGGUUGGAGCAGUGGUUGACUGUUCGUGGAAACACUCCCAAGUCCAAGAAGCUGUAA